AUGAACUCCGCCAAGUACGCGAAUCUCCCUGAUAUUGACACAGCGCCCGAUGUGUACGAAACGGAGGAUGUGCACGCAGCUGAACAAGGAAAUAAGGGCGGCGGGAGUGACGACGAAAGAGAGCGGCCCCGUAAACAUGGGGAGCCUGGAAAUUGGGAAGAACUGGAUUCAAGUAGUCUUAUCGCGAUGGAUGCCGCUAGCUUGAGAUUCAGAAAGGCUGAACAGAGAAGAGAACGACUACGUACUACGUAUGAAGAUGACGAUGAGCCCACAAAGCUAACAUUGAGCAAUAGACUCCAGGCCCUACAGAUUGAGCUUGGUGCGCUGGAGACUGAGAUAGCCGAUCCUACGAAUCCUCAGGUGAGCAAGGAAAAGGAUCCUGGGGAGCUCAUUCGUGGCCUCGUCGACGUUCGGGGCCGCCUUGAACGUAUAAGAAAGGGGAAGGAAGGAAGGGGGCGAUUAGUGGGUGUUGUGCUCAAGGACCAUGGCGUCAAAGAAACUCAAGACGAAGAUGCAGACAUUGACGAGAAGGAUGCCUCAGAAAAGCAGCCGUCUUUUGGACUAGUCGAGAUGGACGAGAGGGUCGGACAGCUCGAAAAACUUGUCGGCUCGUCAACGACUGCACUUGAUGAACUGAGCCCAUUGCCUCCACCACUGGUCCCUCUUAUUACACGUCUCAAUGCGCAGCUCACGCUACUAACGCAGCCAAGACAUAUUGACUCUAUCUCUCGCCGACUUAAACUUCUUCUAUCAGACUUGGAUCGGACAGCGGCACAUUCACAUCGACGGCAGGGGUCUCAGUCAACUGCGGUAGGGGCAACUACCGCUGAGCAGUUAGUCCCCCUUUUAAAUAGAUUGGGGUCAAGCCUUCCUCAGAUUCCGCAUGUCUUGGUGAGGCUUAGGACGCUGUCAGCAUUACAUGGGGCAGCUGGUGAGUUUGAGACAACGUUGAAGGGACUGGAGGAAGGACAGCGUGAGGUAAAGGACAGGCUUGCUGAGCUUGAGGGUGCUGUCGAGGGUGUGUUGAAGGGUUUGGAAGAAAAUAGAGGCGUUGUGAAAGGGAAUGUUGAAAGUCUGGAAGGUAGAAUGAACAGGUUGUUCAAACGCCUGGAUGAAAUCCAAGCAUGA
Guyanagaster necrorhizus is the source of this 1128-nucleotide messenger RNA. RefSeq lists its product as uncharacterized. Bases 1 to 1128 code for a protein of 375 amino acids. Gene Ontology annotation, cellular component: dynactin complex. The record is from RefSeq and is a predicted model, not a curated record. NCBI's taxonomy places the organism in Eukaryota, Fungi, Basidiomycota, Agaricomycetes, Agaricales, Physalacriaceae. Gene Ontology annotation, biological process: microtubule-based process. The transcript has 4 exons.